Molecule: messenger RNA, 1669 nt
Organism: Centropristis striata (black sea bass)
Lineage: Eukaryota; Metazoa; Chordata; Actinopteri; Perciformes; Serranidae
Gene: mest
Product: mesoderm specific transcript
Exons: 12
Coding region: 131-1111 (326 amino acids)
Molecular function (GO): catalytic activity
Source: RefSeq, a predicted model, not a curated record
UUUUUCUCUCUCUCUGCAAACCGUGUUUCUUUCCGCUCUGCAGGAAUUUGUUCUGCAGGGCGAAGGUCUGCUAACGACAGGUCGCAACAUUUCUAGGCAGGAAUGAGACGCCCCCACCGCUGAGCUCAACAUGAGAGAGUGGUGGGUCCAUGUGGGUCUGAUCUGCGUCCCGCUGGUGGCGGUCUACCUGCACAUCCCGCCCCCCCAGCUGUCCCCCGCCCUGCAGAAAUGGCACGGUGCCGGGGAGGUGUUCCACUUCAGGGGCAAGGAGAUCUUCUACAGAGAGUCUUACGGUGCUUUGGGAAGCUCGGAUGUCAUAAUUCUGCUCCAUGGCUUCCCGACCUCCAGCUUUGACUGGAACAAGAUCUGGGAGCCACUCACUCAGCGCUUCCAUCGAGUCAUUGCUCUGGACUUCCUGGGUUUUGGCUUCAGUGACAAGCCUAGACCACACAGGUACUCCAUCUUCGAGCAGGCCAGUGUGGUGGAGGCUCUGGUGGCUCACUUGGGUCUCAGCAACCAGCGAGUGAAUCUGGUGUCCCAUGACUACGGAGACACUGUGGCCCUGGAGCUGCUCUACAGGAGUGACCAAAACCGCACAGGACACCUGACCUUCAACAGUCUGUGUCUCUCUAACGGAGGAUUAUUCCCAGAAACACAUUACCCACGUCUGCUGCAGACACUUCUGAAGGACUCUAGCAUCCUGGCUCCGGUUCUGACACGUCUCACCAACUAUCUGAUCUUCCAAAAAGGGAUUGGAGACGUGUUCGGUCCGUACACGCAGCCCACAGACGCCGAGUUCUGGGACAUGUGGACGGGUUUACGCUACAACGAUGGCAACCUAGUGUUGGACAGCAUCCUGCAGUACAUCAACCAGAGAUUGAAACACAGAGAGCGAUGGGUGGGCGCUCUCACUUCCACCUUCGUCCCAUUGCACAUGAUCUACGGACCCCUGGACCCCGUCAAUCCUCAUCCUCAGUUCAUCCGUCUUUACCAGCAGCUGGUCCAGAGGUCGACUGUCACCAUUUUGGACGAGCACAUCAGUCACUACCCCCAGCUGGAAGAUCCCACCGGCUUCCUCAACGCUUAUUUCAACUUUAUUCACUCUUUCUGAUGGGAUACUAAAAUGCAACACGCCCCCAAGAAAGAAGACAGAUCCUUAACAAGCUUGUUAGGUGCUUUGGCUGUUUUCGAUGAAAGUUCUAAUCGGUCCCAUGCAGUGAAGACCUUUCAGGAGUAAUGCUGCAUUAGUUUGAGAUCUAAUCAGGAGUGAUGGGCUAAUUUACCAGCAUCAAUCCCUAAAAUGUCAAGGACUACCACAGAAGAUGUCAAAUGUGAGCUAGAAACAUGAUUAAGUGUGCUCAAUGCAACCGAAUGACUAAUUCAGUGUUAAUUUAUGAACCCUCUUUAAAGUAGAAUACUGAAAUUUAUUCUAGGUUGUAAUUUUUGAACUUAUCUGUAGUUUAGACAGUUAUGAUUUCCUCCAUCUCCUGUUUUUUGAGUCCUGUAAUCAGCUGCAUUCUGAAUGAAUUUUGAUAUGAUUUUCUACAUUUCUCUUGAUGUCAAUUUAAAGCCGAAAUGUCAACUUUUCUUCAAAUAAAACUAGUUUUGUAAAAAAGAAAAAAAGUGUCGGAAUACUUGAUGUACUUGGACAGACAGAUUUAUUGAAGAU